CUUGUACGCAAAUAACAUGGUGACAUUCCGACGACUGUACAGUUAGAUCAAACUGCUUGAAGAUUGUGCUUGAUGUUGAACUCGGCCUGUACUAUCAAGACCUCACGAUGCCAAAUCUAAACAAACUUAAUCUGUGAUCAGUGUAUGACAGAGCACUUAUGUGCACCGAAUUAGGUUACAACUAUACAUAGAUUGUCAUUAUCAGGUUCCUCAGUGUAACGAGACACCACGCGAUGGCUGGGGCUGACACCUUGAUUUUCUUUGUCAAUGGAAGAAAGAUAGAAGAGAAGGAUCCGGAACCCCUCACCAGUCUCUUGGAUUAUCUACGCUACACGUUGCGCCUGACCGGAAGUAAGGCUGGGUGUAAAGAAGGAGGAUGCGGCGCCUGUACCGUCAUGGUGUCGGAAUACGACAAAACUUCAGAAAAAAUCAGACAUUAUUCUGCCAAUGCCUGUAUUCUGCCGCUAUGCUGCCUACAUGGUCUGGCUGUCACUACAGUAGAGGGUAUAGGCAGCACCAAGACCAGGCUACACCCAGUACAGGAAAGGAUAGCGGAGGCUCACGGCUCCCAGUGUGGAUUCUGUACUCCGGGUAUGGUCAUGUCCAUGUACGCGCUCCUCAGGAACAACCCUCAGCCAACUGAAGAUCAAAUUCGAACCUUUUUAGACGGGAAUCUGUGUCGCUGCACUGGGUACAGACCAAUACUGGAUGGUUUCAAUACCUUUUCAAAGGGCGUCUGUGGCAAGGGAGAAGAAUGCUGUCGGAACUCAAUCUACAACAACGUCGCCAUUGGGCCGGUGUCUGCACAAUACACCACUGCCACCAAGGGAACAUAUCAUCCGCCCUAUGACCAAACGCAAGAACCUAUCUUCCCACCAGAGUUAAAGAACAAUUGGAGCAAGUACCAGGAGACGCCACUUGUGUUCAAGAACGAGCGGGUCACGUGGUACAGACCAACGACCUUGACCGAGCUGCUUGACUUGAAAACCCGACAUCCUGGUUCAAAGAUAAUCCGAGGAAACACAGAAAUAGCUAUUGAAACUCGCUUCAAAGGUCAGAGCUAUCCUGUUCAGAUAGAUGUCACCAAGGUGCCUGAGCUCAACCAGAUCACCAAGGCCCCCUCGGGCAUCACGUUUGGGUCUGCAGUCACCUUGACCGAUAUCAAAGAUACAUUAGAGACUGCAGUCAAAGAUAUGCCAGAGGCGACAACACGUGUGUUCCGUGGUUUUCUGGACGUUAUCCGAUGGUUCGCCAGUACACAGAUCAGGAACGUGGCUUCUAUCGCUGGUAACAUCAUGACGGCCAGUCCAGUGUCAGAUCUCAAUCCUCUCCUCAUGGCUGCAGGUGCCACCGUCCAGGUUACCAGGAAAGGUGGUGCUGUGCGCGGGAUGAAGGUUGACAGUAACUUCUUCACCAAGUACCGAACCACGUGUCUCGCACCAGAGGACGUCCUCCUGUCUGUAGAAAUCCCUGCGUCAAACAAGAACGAAUUUUUCCAAAGUUUCAAACAAGGGCCACGAAAGGAAGACAGCAUCUCCAUAGUGAACGCUGGUAUGAGGGUUCUGUUUGAGAAAGACUCGGAUAUAAUCAAAGAAAUACACCUAGCCUAUGGCGGUAUGGCACCAACAACCGUCAUGGCGACCAGAACUAUGACCUCUUUGGUUGGAAGUCGUUGGCAGAACGAUCUGGUAACCAAGGCAACCUCCCUGCUGGCUGAGGAACUGCAGCUGGAACCGGGGGUUCCUGGAGGGAUGUGUGAAUACAGACAAUCACUUACAACCAGCUUCUUCUUUAAGUUCUACCUGUCUGUACAACUUGCUUUGUGUCAUCAGAUCGGAGUGUCAAAGACAAAGGUUCCGAUGUCUUACCGAAGUGCUGUGCCUGACAUCAACUGCCCACAUCCAACCACCAGUCACGUGUAUGAUGACGUCAGUUCCGGUCAGCCACCAGACGACACUGCGGGGAGGUCACUGCUCCAUGAGUCUGGACUGCAACACGCUACAGGCGAGGCUGUGUAUCUGGACGACAUGGCAGCCAGAGAAGGAGAAUUAUUUAUGGCACUGGUGCUGAGUGAGAGACCACACGCUCGCCUUGUCAGUGUUGACGCUACGGAGGCGCUCACUCUGUCUGGGGUGGUGGACUUCAUCACGCACAAAGACAUCCCAGGAGAGACAACCUGGGGACAGCCGGAAUCCGAAGAGGAGGUGUUUGCUUCGGACAAGGUGCUGUGUCGGGGCCAAACAAUCGGCGCCAUUGUUGCAGAGAGUAGACGGGUCGCAGAACAUGCUGCUACCAAGGUCAAGGUCAUUUAUGAAGAUCUGAAACCAAUUUUUACGAUACAGGAAGCCAUCGAAAACGUCUCCUUCCACGGAGAACCCCAGACUCUGACCAGUGGCGACACCGAGUCUGCCUUCAACACCUGCGACCACGUGCUGGAGGGGGAGGCUCGGACCGGGGCCCAGGAACACUUCUACCUGGAGACAAUGGGCAGCCUGGUCAUCCCGGGGGCGGAGGAUGGGAAGAUGGAGGUCUAUACCGGCACACAGAAUCCAACAUUGACACAGGACUCAAUCUGCAGGACCUUGGCGCUCACCUCAAACAAAGUUGUCGUCAAGGUCAAGCGAACGGGUGGCGCGUUUGGCGGCAAACAGUCCCGAAACCUGCUCAGUGCCCUCCCAGCAGCAGUGGCUGCACACAAACUAGGGAGGCCAGUGCGAUGUGUUCUAGGCAGACAGCUGGACAUGGCCACUACUGGGACUCGGAACCCGACCUGGGCACAUUACAAGGUCGGCUUCAACAAGGACGGCAAAAUCAUCGCCUACACUGUUAACGUCUACGCUAACGGUGGGAUGUCUGUCAGCCAAUCACGGGCGGUUGUAAGUAAAAUAAUUUUCCAAAUCGACGGAAUGUACAACAUCCCAAAUAUGAUCUGCAUAGGUCACUCAUGCAAGACCAAUCUACCCUCAACUACAGCAUUCCGGGGGUUCGGGGUACCCCAGGCCACCCUGAUCACCGAACAGAUGAUACAACAUGUCGCUGACAUCCUACAGAUGGCCCCCGAACAGAUUCGCGUUCUCAAUAUGUACAACGUUGGUGAUGUCACACAUUUUAAGCAAGAGCUUUCCUCCUGUAGUGGUCGAAGUUGUUGGGAUGAAUGCUUGACCAAUUCACAAUUUGAAAAGCGCCGCCGGGAGGUGGAUGUCUUCAACAGUGAGAACCGAUGGAAGAAAAGAGGUCUUUCAAUGAUACCUGCGAAAUUCAGUGCUUGCUUUGCUGCAACUGCUAAACAGUUAAACCAGGCCAGUGCCCUUGUUCACAUCUACCUGGACGGCUCUGUCCUCAUCGCACACGGAGGAGUAGAGAUGGGACAGGGCAUCCACACCAAGAUGAUACAGAUCGCCAGUCGAGAGUUGCGUAUAUCCCCUUCCUUCAUCCACGUUGAAGCCUGCAGCACAGACAAGAUCAACAAUGCCUCGUUAAGUGCUGGCUCAGCCACUGCAGACAUCAAUGGAGUCGCUGUGCAGGAUGCUUGUCACCUACUCUUCAACCGCCUUAAGCCUUACAUGAAACCCAAGGGAACAUGGAAGGAUUGGGUUAAUGCCGCCUACAUGGACCGAGUCCAACUGAUGGCGACAGGAUUUUUCAAGAUGGAUGGUCUCCACUACAACGCCACUAGCUCCAACAACGUCAUGUACAACUACUUCGUGUACGGCGCCGCCUGCUCGGAGGUCGAGAUUGACUGUUUGACCGGCGAGCAUCACAUGAUCAGGUCUGACCUUGUUGUGGAUGCCGGUGAGAGUCUGAACCCCACAGUGGACAUCGGUCAGAUUGAGGGUGCAUUUAUUCAGGGCUACGGUCUAUACGUCCUCGAGGACUACCAGGUCAGCCCCGACGGGGUGCUGCUCACCCAGGGGCCCGGCACCUACAAGAUACCUUCCAUCGGUAACAUACCCUCUCAGAUGAACGUACACCUGCUCAGAAACAGCUACAAUAUAUAUGCUAUAUAUGGCUCCAAGGGUGUUGGUGAGGCGUCAUAUGGCCUCGCUCUCUCCGUGUUCUUCGCCAUUGCUGACGCCGUCAAAUCAUCCAGGGCAGAUGCAGGCUGCACAGACCGGUUCCAACUGGACUGUCCCGCUACUCCAGAAACAGUCAGAAUGGCUUGUCAGGACCAGUUUACCAAAAAGGUAAAACCCACACCAGAGGGAGACUUCAAGCCAUGGACCGUACGAUUGUCUUAGGCAUCCUUGGGGUCCAUCGUUUUCAUGUUCAAUUCAUAAAAAGAUUGCCUAAAUGAUGUUCUGUAACCAGGAAGUAGACACGUGACAGGCUUAAUUUACGCUUAUACUGGCACGAAAAGUAGAGCGGGAUGUACAGCUCCUGAGAAGUGUCUUUUUGUUGCUUUGUUACCUGAUAUACCGCAAUUGUUUUGGUUUUUACACAAGAGUUCUUACCAAAUAUAUCAUGGCUACAGAAUCUUUCUCAAUAUGUUAUGAUUGAUGUACAUUGAGUUGAGGGUCAGUUAAGUCAAAUCCUUUUUCCGUUAUUACUUUUAACUGAGAAUAUCUAAAUGUCAAACAGAGCUUCAAGAUUGAUCAAAUUUCCCCCAUAACACUGCGUUCGCGUUAAUAUAUCGCAAAUAUAUCAUGCCUACAGAAUCUUUCUCAAUAUGUUUUGAUCCACGCGACUGGGAUACGAUUACACGCAUCAACUAAGUCGGCGAGCCUGACCCAAUCCCGUUAGUCGCCUCUUACGACAAGCAUAGUCGCCUUUUACGGCAAGAAUUGGUUGCUGAAGACCUAUUCUACCCCGGGUCUUAUAUUUAUGAAUGUAGUUUAGACGUUGCACGGCAUGUGUAUGCACAGCUUCAAUACGACAAGCAUGGGUUGCUGAAGACGAUUUUCAACCGGAUCUUCAAUCGUUUUAAAGGGGCGGUCGGGUAGCCUAGUGGUUAAAGCGAUCGCUCGUCACGCCGAAGACCCGGGUUUGAUUCCCGACAUGGGUACAAUGUCUGAAGCCCAUUUCUGGUGUCCCCCGCCAUGAUAUUGCUGGAAUAUUGCUAAAACGGCGUAAAACCAUACUCAUUCAAUCAAUCGUUUUGAACAAAAACUAGUGGAUGACAACAAUCUGUUGUGAACAUCAAUAUUAUAGAUCAAAAAGUAAAAUUAUGAUAAAAGUUUAAUAUUAAUUUGACAAACGAUUUAAUUUCAAAGCAUGUGUCAUAGGUAUUGCUUCACAGACCCUUUAUAUAGCAUUAUGUUUAUGUACAUAACCCUGGAUAUUUAUACGGUUCAACGGCUCAAGCAGUAAUUCUCCCGAUUAAGAACAUGUACGCGUCAAACAGGGAUACAAACACCAG
Messenger RNA from Haliotis rufescens (red abalone), 5356 nucleotides. Its product is annotated as xanthine dehydrogenase/oxidase-like. Lineage: Eukaryota; Metazoa; Mollusca; Gastropoda; Lepetellida; Haliotidae. The transcript is spliced from 34 exons. The record is from RefSeq and is a predicted model, not a curated record. The coding region runs from base 234 to 4238 and encodes 1334 amino acids. Gene Ontology annotation, molecular function: iron ion binding; FAD binding; 2 iron, 2 sulfur cluster binding.